CUGCGUCGGGGGCUGCGGGCUGCGCGCAGCCUGGCGGCCGCCUGAGCCACUUCACGCCUCGCGGGUUCCAGCAAAGACUAUCAGAAUCUGUUAAAAGCACUGCAUAGGAAUUUGGUUGCUGAAGUCAAUGUGGAUUCUGACCUGGGCCUGGCAGGCGAGGACAUGAGCAGUGGUCCCGGUGGGCUCCCCAGGGCGAGUGAAGAGAUCAGGCGUCCAGCCAGGGCUUGGCCGCCCGCUGCCCCGCCAGCAUGCCCCUCCAGCAGAUUUCCGUAAUCCCAGCACGGGACACUGCCGGCCAUGGGAGCCGCUCCCUGGGCAGGAACAACGAGAAGAGCGGGCGAGUGGAGAAUUUCAGAAAUUGAAAAAGGAUAAGAGGAAGGAGAAAAUGCUGGGCUGGUGUGAAGCGAUAGCCCGGAACCCUCACCGAAUCCCGAACAGCACGCGGACACCUGAGCUCUCGGGGGACCUGGCCGACGCCUCGCAGACCUCCACGUUGAAUGACAAAUCCCCAGGGCGAUCUGCAAGUCGAUCAAGUAACAUUUCAAAAGCCAGCAGCCCCACCACAGGGACAGCGCCCAGGAGCCAGUCGAGGUUGUCUGUGUGUCCAUCGACCCAGGACAUCUGCAGGAUCUGUCACUGCGAAGGUGAUGAAGAGAGCCCCCUCAUCACGCCCUGCCGCUGCACCGGGACCCUUCGAUUCGUGCACCAGUCCUGCCUGCACCAGUGGAUCAAGAGCUCCGACACGCGCUGCUGUGAGCUCUGCAAGUACGACUUCAUCAUGGAGACCAAGCUCAAGCCCCUGCGCAAGUGGGAGAAGCUGCAGAUGACCACGAGCGAGAGGAGGAAGAUCUGCUGCUCCGUCUCCUUCCACGUGAUCGCCAUCACCUGCGUGGUGUGGUCCCUGUAUGUGCUGAUAGACCGCACGGCCGAGGAGAUCAAGCAGGGCAACGACAACGGUGUCCUCGAAUGGCCAUUCUGGACAAAGCUGGUUGUGGUGGCCAUUGGCUUCACAGGGGGCCUCGUCUUCAUGUAUGUACAGUGUAAAGUCUAUGCUCAGCUCUGGCGCAGGCUGAAGGCCUACAACCGCGUGAUCUUUGUGCAGAACUGCCCAGACACUGCCAAAAAACUGGAGAAGAACUUCUCAUGCAACGUGGGCACGGACCUCAAGGACAGCGUGGCAGUGCCUGUGUCACAGGCGGGCACAAACGCCCUGCCGUCCACAGAAGGCGGCCCCCCUGAGCUGAUACCGGUGUGACAGUGGCAGUGGCUGUUCUUGCUGAAGAACUUCUUUCUAGCCCUCAGCCACUACAACUGACAGAGGUGACCCUGGACUACCCACUCCCUUCAUCUCCUCCUCUGUCCUGACGCAUUUUUCCUUACUUUGCUCAAAAGGGAAAGGAGAAAAACACACCGAAUGGCCAGGAUCCCGGGAAGCACAGAAUAGCCUAAAGAGUGAUGAGAGAAUGCAAGCAAUUUGCUAGAUUCUAAGACGUGCAAGUAAAGAACGCUUUUAGGCAAGGAUGAAAGAUUAAAUGGACAUGCGACACUUUUCACAGUGGAAGGAGGAAAGUUCAAGAACACAGCCUUGAAAUGCAAUGUGUAUUUUUUUUAGGGCCUUGUAACAUUAACUAUCUCAUCUGGAAAUAACACAAUCGAUUUUAAGCCUAAAUUAUCCCUAAGUCACAAUGGAAGCAAACCUGGAGGAUGCAUAUUUUGACAUACUUUGGCAGUUAACAGAUUUUUAUGCCUACAGUGGAGUCCUGUUAUUUUAACAGAUGCAUGUUUUAAAAAGUAGAUGAAACACACAUCUGAAGGCAUUAAUACCUGGAAUUAUAUUUAAAUCAUCAACGAAAAGAUUCAGGUUCAGUCAGCUCCACUAAAUACCCCCAGGCUGAAAUCGGCAAUUAGGUCCUAUUUCAUCCGGUCUAAUACGGUGCUGUCCAACAGGACUAGCGCAGCCACAAAUGCAGCCACAGAAGUCCAUUUUAAGUUCCUACUAGCCCCAUUAGAGUAAGUAAAAACGGGUGAAUUAAUUUGGAUGUUUAUUUAACACUAUAGAUAUGUUACUUCUAACAUGUCAUCAAUAUGAAAUAUUCAAACAGUUUUGUUUUUCAUGAACCAAGUCUCAAAUCCAGAAUGUAGUUUUUACACACCUCAGCUAGAACUGACCUCAUGGAAGUCAGAGUGCUACGAUUAGAAAUUAGGCCUCUGCCUCACUGACCAAUCCAGUAUUCCAAAAGAGGAGCUCCAUUCAUUAUUUUAUUUCCAAGUUUCACAAAUGUUAUGAUUUUACAAAGUACUAAAUUAAUCAGAUUAAGCUAGUUUGAAGAGUUAGCUGAAGUGACCAUUUUUCUAAAGCAUGAAAAAGCAAAGGAUAGAAAGAUAAAAGUCUGCAAAGUUGUGAAAUUAACUUGUUUGCUACUAUGAAGCACUUACGAUAGGGAAAUAAAAAUGAAAUAUUUUUCUUAUUAAAUAGUGUGUAAGGUUUUUUUAAUCCACAUGAGGUGUCAACUUGAGAGAUGAGUAGUUAUGACUAAAAACCUAGCCCCUGUUUUUAAAAGCCAGCGGCAUUUCCCUGACUCAGCUGAGAAGGAAGGCGUUCCGCAGACCUGUGCUAAGUAACACACCGCGUUGUAUAGGGCUGACAGCUCUUCAGGGUGUUCUUUGCACAUUCACGUAAAACUGGAGUGCGCGUGAGGCUGCGUGAGAUGACAACACUGCCCUGACGUGGAUUAAUGACGCUAGAUCCAGUGGCCUGUCAAAGGGAGAUGUCCUCCAAUAAAGAAAAACCAGAGGUGACUGACUUGUGUUAGUCACUCUUGGUACUGUGAAGAGGCCACAGCAACCAAAGCACGGGUGUCGCAGUGCACAAAUCUGGGUAUCACGUCGAUGCACUUUGUAAUUAUCAGUGUGCUUGUUCACAGAUUAUCAUAGGAAAAAGGAAAAUAAAAACCUUUUCAUGAGAAAGACAGUAUUAGUAGUGGCUGACACUGAGUCCCGAUUCCUAGGAGAAAAGUUAAACCCCAUCAAGUGUGUGUGUGUGAGUGUGUGUGGCGUGCGUGUAUUCGUGUAUAUAUAUGCAAAAAAAAAAAUGUUAUGGUAUUCAGUCAGGAAACAAAAGGUUUAAAACUCACCUUUCUUAAGACUUUUGUAGGGCAUGGAAUAAAUGCAGAGGAAAAUAAAGUUAAGGUAACUAAACUGGACCAAAAAUUAGGCACGAACACGGACAUAAGUGGCGUUUAAACUAAGAGAUAGACCUGCAAACCCCCUUACCUUCCUCUUAAACUGCUGUCGUGAAGACGCACGGUAAAUCCAUCAGUGAAGACAGGCUCCAGGGCUCCGACUGUGCCACUGUACCCAGGGUCAGCCUGGAUCUGGUUUUCCUCAGACCCGACCGACCCAUUUUUCCUGAGGUUUAAGCAAUGGCAACAUGUUCACAAAUAUCCUGGGGGGGGAAAAUCUAGUCACCAGCAAACAAAAAAAUGCUGAUGCCUCUCCUGUUGGCUCUGGAAGGAAAGGAUUAUUUCCUUGGUCACCACUGAAAACACUGUCGAUAUUCUGUACCAGCUUAAGACAGAGCAGUGCAGAGCUCACUUCAGAGCAGAAAAUGAUCGGCUAAAAAAACCUCAUUAAGGGCUACACUUAACACUAAGAAAUCAUUUCCAGAAUAAAAAGCAAAGAAAGGCAUUAAUGAUAAAAAGUAACCUGGUGUCUGAAAUCUAUACCUAAAUUCUCAAAAUUAACUUCUAUGGGGUCUGACUUUACUGACAUGAGAAAAUAACACAGCUCUCUAGGGAGUUAAGAGUCGUUUAUCUGCUAAGAUCCUGAACAUCUGAAUUUCAGUUUUAAAAGCAUCCACUACAGGAAAGCAUCAUUAAAAAGCUUUCCUGAAGCGGGUGGUUAUGGGCCAACCAAUCUGAACUAGUUAUGUGCAUUUAAAACCUAACGCUGACUACUUCCUUUGUACAUUGUGUGACUGUGUCCGUUGUGCCCUUUCAAACAAUGACGGGAUUUGGCUUGGUGGUUGUGUUUUGUGGACUAGAAACAACCCUCAAGAUGAAAGGCAGCCCAACUGAGUGGCCACGUGCUGGGCACACUCACCUGCUCACACAGGAAAUGAGAGGGAAUGGAAACGCAGGGCAGGCACCGAGGCGUGAGCUCCCCACUCUGCUAAAAACCGUGGCCUUUUAUGAUCAUAACCUGAAUCUUGGUAUUAUCAAUACCACAAGCAGACACUGAUGCUGUUAAAUUUCUUAAGUAACAGUCCCUUAUACUGUAUAGGAUUAAAGAUUGAAUUGCAGCUCUUUCAAAAACUGAAACCCAAAGGCGAUUAAGCUUAAGUGCAAAACAACAUACAAAAAUUUAAAAAGCAAAACUUGGGAUAUAGCAAUGCAGAAAUCAGUCUUUCUCAAAGUGCACCAGCAUUAAAUCUCCUUGGGUACCCUAAAAUCACCCAUAUUUUGACCAGGCGAUUGGUCCUCAGAGAAACGACAUCACGAACAGAAAUCAUAGUGACCCCAGGGUGAGGUGGAAAGACCGCUCCCUCUGCCAGACACAGCUUGCCUUGCCUUGCCCGUGAGUGUUCUGAGACAACGCAGGGGUCUUAAAUGGACCGUCACAGUGGUGGCUCCACGGCAAUUCUGUGAGGCUUACACUUUCGUUAGGAAAGACGAAGACCUUUUCCUUUCCUCGCCAGCCCAAUGGUGCUAUUACUUAUCAAUACAGGUGACAGGGAGGACUGUUACUCUGGGCUGCAGCAUUCCCCCACACCGGAAACAAGCCCAUUCCGAAACUGGAGGCGCAUUAACACAAAGAAGGGUAACUUAGUUUAACUGUGUACAACUUUUGAAAUUGGGCAUUUGUACAUUUUUUGUUUUACCUAAUUCUCUUGCAUUAACAAUUUACUGUUUUGUGAAUAAUGUGUACUAAGACCAAGAAAAAUAAAUUACUUACCUGUGAAAGCCUUUGUAUAUUAAACAAGUGACUCAAACCUUGUUUGUGA
Molecule: messenger RNA, 5002 nt
Organism: Tupaia belangeri chinensis (Chinese tree shrew)
Lineage: Eukaryota; Metazoa; Chordata; Mammalia; Scandentia; Tupaiidae
Gene: MARCHF1
Product: membrane associated ring-CH-type finger 1
Exons: 9
Coding region: 386-1255 (289 amino acids)
Molecular function (GO): zinc ion binding
Source: RefSeq, a predicted model, not a curated record